CCAGCGAAGCACACACGUCACCUAAUCGUCCCAAAACCAUAAUACAAUAUUUUGCAUACAUAAUACAUAGGACUCUAUGUAAUAUUGUAAUGUAACAUUCAAUUGUCUGUAAUAGAUAUUGUCUCUUUCUUACAACAUUAGAAAUGACUUGGAAGAUUAUCACCAGAUCGAUCCUAUCCCACGACACCACCGUUGCAGUCAACGCAUGGUAUUAAAUUCGGAUACAAAACCAUAUCACAAUCACGGACCUCACGGAACGAACGAGCUGGUUCUGGAAAUCGGGACUCGUCUCUGUAACUUGGGCGUUACGACUACGAUCUUCUUUCUGUGAGGUAAAAGCUCGAACACCUGACCUACACGAAUUAAAUUACUGUAAUGCUUUGCAUAUGUGUGCAUAGAUUAUUCGCAAAUGUAUAUAAUAUUAUUUAAUCUGAUGCUUUUGCUUUAAGUUUCCGAUAAAGAUGACUGUUUUAACGACUUUGAUGUUUGGGUUUUGCAAGGGAUUGUGAGGUAGAAACUGAAUCGUUUGUUUUCUAGCUACAGAAACAGGUGACUGUUGUAGAAUUGACCAGAGUUUGUUGAAUCGUUGGGUUUCGCUUGUGGUUUGGGGAAUUAGUUGUUUGCGGGUUUGUCUAUUUGCUACCAGAAUUUCCUGUGCAAUUUUGCUUUAUCACCUGAUUUGAUGCGAUUCGGGCAAUAAAGGGUUUUUAAUUUCGUUGAAGUUGGAAUUUUCAGUGGGAAAAGUGGGGUUUGGGAAUUGAAUUGUUGGGUUUGUGUGUGCAAGGAAGUUGAUUAAGAAUAUUGUGUUGUGGGUGAACUUUGGAAUAGAUUAGGAUUUGAUGUUUUGAACAGUUGGAAUACACAUAGGAAACGUAGGACUUUUGACUGCUCUGGUCAUUUGGUUUGAUUUUGGCUAUAGAAUCUUGAGAAAUUGGUUUACUACUAAUUUCUUUGGAAAAUUGGCAAAUACAGGACGUGCUUGAGAGUUUAUAUUCUGGGUAAUUCAUAAGGUUCUGACCUCCUCCCCAAUAGAAGAAGAAGAAUUAAAGGCUUCUUUGGGAUUUUGAUGAUAUUUAAAAUCUCAAGGGUGCCCUUGUGAAUCUAUUCAGUGUGAUCUGAGGAUAAAACUUGUUAACUUGUUUGGAAUUGAAAGACUUGAGUUGGGGAUUUAAGGGUUUGCCGACUCAUUUGUGGGUCCUGAACAUUUACAAGGAGAUCUGGUUGAUGAUUUGUUCGUGGUUUCUGAGUUCUUGUAAGGAUUUGAUUCUAUGAUGGAUGAAACUCAAUGCAGUUCAAAUGCACUUCCUCCUUUCCUCACAAAGACAUAUGAGAUGGUAGAUGAUCCUUCCACAGACUCCAUUGUCUCCUGGAGUCAGAGUAAUUGUAGCUUUAUCGUGUGGAAUCCACCAGAAUUCGCAAGACAGUUGCUGCCCAAAUUCUUCAAGCACAAUAACUUUGCCAGCUUUAUCAGACAGCUCAAUACAUAUGGUUUUAGGAAAAUUGAUCCGGAACUAUGGGAAUUUGCAAAUGACGAUUUUAUUAGAGGCCAGCCACACCUUUUGAAGAACAUCCACAGACGCAAGCCAGUUCAUAGUCAUUCCCUACAGAAUCAGCAAGGACAAGGAACUUCUUCAUCUUCAUUGACUGAAUCAGAAAGACAGAGUUAUCGGGGCAACAUUGAGAGGCUGAAAUGUGAUAAGGAGUCACUUAUGUUGGAGUUGCAGAUACAUAAACAGGAGCAGGAAAGAAUUGAUACGCAAAUGCAGGUUUUGACUGAGGGUUUGCGACAUGUGGAACAUCGUCAAAAAAAUAUGUUAUCCUCUUUGGCUCAAACCUUGCGAAAACCUGAGCUAGCCUUGAAUCUAAUGCCACAAUCAGAAAUCCAUGAAAGAAGGAGGAGGUUGCCUAGAGGGAGUUGCUUCCAUGAUGAGGCCUGCAUUGAAGGUAACCAGACGGGAACUUCCCAAAUUGUGGCUAAAGAAAAUUUGAAUGCUUCCUCUGCGUUGCUGUUAGAUACAGAAUCAUUUGAGCAGUUGGAGUCCUCCCUGAUAUUUUGGGAAAAUAUUAUACAUGAUGCUUGUCAAUCUUACAUGCAACAUAAUUCAUCCCCGGAGUUGGUUGAGUCUACAAGUUGUGCAGAUAGCCCAACUAUUUCUUACACACAGCUAAAUGUGGAUGUUGGCUCUAAAACUGUGAUAGAUGUGAACUCCGAGCCUGCUGCAGCUGUUGUUUCUGAGGUUGCUGUUUCAGAAGAACAAGUAGUUGGGACUGCAGCUACUACUCCAACCGGGGUCAAUGAUGUGUUUUGGGAACAGUUCCUGACAGAGAAUCCUGGUUCAACUGAUGCAACAGAGGUGCAGUCAGAAAGGAAAGAUUUUGAUGGCAGAAAGAAUGAAAGCAAAUCCAUUGAUGGAAAGUUUUGGUGGAAUAUGAGGAGUAUCAAUAACCUUGCGGAACAAUUGGGGCAGCUUACUCCAGCAGAGAGAACUUGAUGUUAGUUGUUUUCCUAUAGUUAUAUUAGCUUUUGAUUCAUUAGUUACUGGGUGUAAAUUUACAAGUUUUACUAUAAUUAUAUUAGCUUUUGAUUCAUUACUUACUGGGUGUAAAUUUACAUGUUUACUAUAAUUAUAUUACCUUUUGGUUCAUUAGUUAGUGGGUGUAAAUUUUCAGAUUGGUUUGAUCUGGCAAUAAAAUAGGCUUUUUGUGUUUUUGUUUCA
Molecule: messenger RNA, 2717 nt
Organism: Cornus florida
Lineage: Eukaryota; Viridiplantae; Streptophyta; Magnoliopsida; Cornales; Cornaceae
Product: heat stress transcription factor A-4a
Exons: 3
Coding region: 1269-2492 (407 amino acids)
Biological process (GO): regulation of transcription by RNA polymerase II
Cellular component (GO): nucleus
Molecular function (GO): RNA polymerase II cis-regulatory region sequence-specific DNA binding; DNA-binding transcription factor activity
Source: RefSeq, a predicted model, not a curated record